Aspergillus alliaceus is the source of this 504-nucleotide messenger RNA. RefSeq lists its product as uncharacterized. NCBI's taxonomy places the organism in Eukaryota, Fungi, Ascomycota, Eurotiomycetes, Eurotiales, Aspergillaceae. The transcript has a single exon. Bases 1 to 504 code for a protein of 167 amino acids. The record is from RefSeq and is a predicted model, not a curated record.
AUGAACUAUGAGAUCAAGCAGGAUCUCCGUAGGGACCCGGAACGCUACAGCGAUAAUCCGCGCCCUGAACAAUUAGUGCAGGAAUCGCAUAGGGAUGUUGUGGUUUCUGAUAAGCGGUGCUGGGACGGCGCCGGGAUCGAGCCGAUCCGUCGCCACUUCGCUGACUAUCUUCAUAAGACUAAGCUUGGGGCGUAUGGGGGCUGUGGCCUGUCCGAAGCUUGUAUGGUCACUGAUGAACGGUCGCUGAAGUCAAUUAUCGCCUGUCCUAAGCCAGACAGCAAGGAUCGGUUUACGCGGCUGGACGGGUUUGUUGGCAUGGUUGACGGGCGGUAUAACCCUGAGGGAAAGGAUAGUCCGCGGUAUUUGGGGCUCAUGCGGGUGGGGAUUGGAUUCUUAUGGUGGCUCUAUAUAAGCUUUGGGAGUCGGACCAUGGAGGAGCUGUGCCCAUCUGUUCCGCCAGUGUUUAUCCCGGUUUAUGAUGGCGGGAAUGGGGAAAGCGCAUGA